AUGCUUCGCAUCGUGUCUCGCUUCAACCAGCCCGCUCGCCGUGUCAUGCAGACCUCUGGCAAGUCUCUCGCUGGUGCGCACAACCUGCAGUGCCGCUGUGGCAACUGUGUGCAACACCCCACUGGUUGCACGUGCCCGCGCUGCCAAUCGCGCUCGUUCUCAGUCAAGUCGCAGUCGCACUACGACAUUCCAAAGACGCAAACCGCUGUCGUGUUCGAGGAUAACAACGCCCCACUGCAGGUUCGUAAGGACUGGCCUGUGACGCAACAAAAGGACCUGAAGCCCGGUGAGGUACUCGUCCGUCUCGCCUACAGCGGUGUAUGCCACACGGACCUGCACGUGUGGCUCGGCGACUGGCCGCUUGACAACAAACUGCCUCUGGUCGGUGGCCACGAAGGUUCUGGCUACGUGGCUGCUAUUGGCGACCACAGCUACACAAACCUGAAGAUCGGUGACCCGGUUGGUGUCAAAUGGCUGGCUAACUCUUGCCUCGGCUGCGAAGAUUGCCGUAAGGGCCACGAAUCCACGUGCAUUGACGCCGACCUGCACGGCUUCACCGUUGACGGUUCGUUCCAGCAAUGGUGCGUGUCUUUUGCCGACCACGUGACUCCAAUCCCGACGGAUCUACCGAUGCAUGCUGCUGCCCCCAUUCUGUGUGCCGGUGUGACUGUAUACAAGGCUCUGAAGGAGAUCGGAGGACAGUGCGGGGACUUCGUCGUCAUCCCGGGUGCCGGUGGCGGUCUGGGUCACCUUGCCUGCCAGUACGCCCGUGCCAUGGGCUACCGCGUGAUCGCUAUCGACUCUGGUGACGACAAGCGGAAGCUGGUUGCCUCGUACGGCAUCAAGGACUUUAUUGACUUCAAGGAAGGCAACGUGAAGGACAAGGUGUUCGAGGCCACGGAGGGCCGUGGAGCCCACGCCACAGUCGUGGUGGCUUCUGGUGGGGAGGCGUACAAGGACGCGCUUUCGUUCCUACGCCCGCACGGCGCUGUUGUGCUUGUGGGUCUGCCUAAGGACACGUACAUCACGGCAGAGGUCUUCGGCUCUGUGCUGAACGCGCAUCGUAUCAUUGGCUCGUAUGUUGGCAACCGUCAGGAUUCGAUUGAGGCCUUGAAGGUGGCGGCUGCGGGCGAUGUGAACACGACGUACAAGAUCGAGAAGCUUGAAAACUUGCCGGAUGUGUUCCAGCGCAUGGCGGAUGGCAAACUUGCUGGCCGUAUUGUGCUUGACUGCGAGUAA
Phytophthora infestans T30-4 is the source of this 1239-nucleotide messenger RNA. Its product is annotated as alcohol dehydrogenase, putative. The transcript has a single exon. NCBI's taxonomy places the organism in Eukaryota, Oomycota, Peronosporomycetes, Peronosporales, Peronosporaceae. Gene Ontology annotation, molecular function: zinc ion binding; oxidoreductase activity. The coding region runs from base 1 to 1239 and encodes 412 amino acids. The record is from RefSeq and is a predicted model, not a curated record.